AUGUCAUUUCGGAGUAACAUGACAGCAAAUAGGACCCAGCAGAGCUCUCCGGCGAACCUCACCUGUCCCCAAACGCACUUUUACUUUUCCACCUGAAGUCGCAUGCAGAAUCACGACAUCUGUCAGACUUAAAGAUAACGGCAUGUUUCCUGCAUUGCUCUGCAGUUUGUUGCUCCUGCACAGCUCGCUCGGGGAGAUCGUGUUCCGCUGCCCGAGCUGCACCGCGGAGCGCCAGGCGGCGUGUCCCAAGCUCACCACCUCUUGCGAGAUUGUCAGAGAACCGGGUUGCGGUUGCUGUCCGGUUUGCGCCCGGCAGAAGGGCGAGCUGUGCGGCGUCUAUACGCCGAGAUGCGGGAGUGGUUUGAGGUGUUACCCGAGCGCGAAUUCAGAGUUACCGCUGGAGCAGCUGAUACAGGGACACGGACGAUGCGAGAACAAAGUGGACCUGGAGCCCACCAUGCCCAACCAGGAGUCAGGACACAGUGGAGAAUUAAACGGCACGCGGUCCCCUCCAGUGAAAAAGCCUGGCAAAGAAAACAACUACCAGCACAUCAAGGAAAUAGCUGUGAAGCAGCAUCUCAACAACAAGAGGACCAGGAUGUACAGCCCCCAGGACGAUCCCAAAACACCUCACCCCAGACAGGACACAAAUUUGUAUAAUGACAUGGGGAUGACAGAGAGCCAGUGUCAACAGGAGCUGGACAGAGUUUUGGAGAACAUCUCCCGAAUGACGUUCCAUGACAACAAGGGUCCUUUGGAAAAUCUUUAUGACCUGAAGUUCCCCAACUGUGACAAGACAGGACAGUACAACCUAAAGCAGUGCAACAUGUCCAGCCACGGACAGAGGGGCGAGUGUUGGUGCGUCAACCCCUACACUGGUGUCCAGAUACCCUCGUCCCCCAAAGUGAGGGGGGACCCCAACUGCAGCCAGUACUACGGUGGCCCCGAGCUGGAACCACCCACCAGCCAGCAGAAAUAAACGCACCCUUGCCCUUAAGGGAGACGCCCCGGGUCGAAGACGAGGAGAGUUAAAGCGAGUGCAAGAGCGAUGUGCAUGUGUGUAAUUCUGUACGUGUAUGUGUAUGUAUAUUUUCACAAUAGUAUGAUCUGUAUUGUCGAUAGGAGUGUGGAAAGUCACAUGCCAGCAAAGACAAGCAAGUCAAGGACAGGUAGUUAAACCUCCCCCUUCUCAAAUCCAGAUAACUGUACUCCAAAUUUAACUCUGAGUGAUUGUUUUUUUUCUGCCUAUUUAUAGGCUCGUCCGGUGCCUUUUAAUCUUGUGACUGAAUCUGGUUGCAUAGAGUCGCUUAUACAGCAUUUGCAGCUGUUUGGUGCGAAGAUGUGUCCCUUUAAUUCUCCCUUUUGUCUUUGGAGACCCGAUAAAAAUGGUGGCGUGUUUUUUUGCACCAGAAACAAAUAGCAACUGCAAAAGCAGCAGCUUGACGUUGAUUUAAAAGUGAAUCCCAAAUUUUGGAAACCAAAAAUAGAAAGCAGAGGGGUCUUUUUUGGGGGGCUGAUUUGAGAGGAUAUGAGCAAGUAUUUUGACAGCUUGAGUACCCAGCAGACAAAUCAACCAUAAGUACUCAAGUAUUUGUCGAUAUGCAUCAAACUGGCAUCUUUUCUGCAUGAGUGUUGCGUUCUUAAGACCAAAACAUUUUCAAAAUGUGUCUCUAAACCACUGCUUUUGUUUCCAUUCAGUUGCAUCGGGCUGAAAGUCGCCACAUACGUGAGUUGCUAUAUGGUGUCGCUGCAAAUUGCCACCCCAUCUAACCAAUUGGAGUGCAAGGUACGAAAGGCCCAAAAUGUCAAACAAUCGCAAAAUUAAAAACGAGGGCCCUUUUUGGCACAUAUUACUGACCUUCAAUCAGCAUCAUAUGUUUUGAAGUUCAAGUGUGUUUUUACAGUCAAUAAUUGCUGUUGCUUCCAAGUACUCAAGAUCUGGCUAUCCCUGUUCCUGGCAGCUGAUAGACCUCUGUUCUCGUUCUGCUUCUCUACCAUGUGGUAGAAUGCAGGUGGUGUAUGUGUGUGUUUGUGGAGUGGGGAUCAGCAUUUACUAAUGAUGUGCUGACAGAGGGCUAGAUUAGGACACAGGGCUGACAUUGACGAAUGUGAUAUAAAGUGGGUUAAGUGCCUAUAAAUAAACACAGGUUUGCCUGCAGUGCCAGUGGGCUGUGCCUCACCUUGAUUCACUCUCAUCUGCGGAGGGAUGUGUUGGGGUUUGGCAAGGGUAAUUUUGCCCAGUGUAACGCUUGAAUGGGGUUAGUUGAAGAGUCCUGUGGAGGAAUGUGAAGUGGUGCAUGGGUUUAGUGAGCCUGUUUAACCAGUUGUUGUACCAUUUUUUCCCCCCCAGCUGAGUGAAAACGUGUUUUAUUCCUUGAACAGCCCAAUGCAACAGCAUUUUCUAAAAUAAAUAAAAAAUAGAUAAAUAAAUAAAAAUGUUUGACAUUACUACUGGGCUGAAAUUGGCUCAGCUGGUCAUAAAGAUCCAAUAGAAAAUGACAAACAAUGAAGUAACAUACAGUGGGAUUCAAAAUCUGAACCUGGGAUUCAAAAUCUACAUUAAACCUAGAAAUAAAAUAAAGGUUUAGGAUUCUGUACAUUUUUAUACAGGGGAAAAAAAAUCUGAUUCUGUAAUGUCUGGGUCAUCAAUUAGUAAGUAUAUUUGUCAAAUUUGGUGCUGGUAAGAUUCAUAUAUUUUUGUGGAAACGGCCUUUUUUUCUUCAAGAGUCUUUGAUGAAUAGAAAAUUACAUGAAUGGAAAGAACAGAAUUUAGCUAAAAUAAAAAAUCUUCUGUAACAUUAUAAAUGUCCUUAAUGUCACUUUUGGUAAAUUUACUGCAUCCUUACUGAAUAAAAGUAUCAGUUUCUUAAAAAAAAAGUUACUGACCCCAAAACAAUGCAAAAUAGAAGCAUUCUAGAGUCUAAAUAGAUGUGACCAGUGAGAUUUAAUGGGUUAACUUGCUCUGUCAGCAGGUGUGAUCUGUAAUGCCCUGUUCACACGGACACACAGCGGGUUUUAUCGCUGAAGGCCCCCAGAUCAAUGUACUGUUGGAUUGCACUGGGCGUUCCUACUACUCUGUGUUCUGACGUCAUUGGUGGCCUGUGUGAAUGGCCAAAGCUUCUGAAAAUUUGAUCACAAAUGGGACAAGAAUCCAGGUGCUGCUCAUAAAUUUCAACUUUUAAAAUUCCGAUUCCUGUAUUUUCAGUGUAGCCUUUUGGAUGCCACUGUAUGUGACCUUAUUGUCAUAUCGCUGAAAAUUGGCAGUGUGAACAACAAUCAAGGGUUGUUAAAGGGCAGCAGCUGUAACAUCCCUUGAUUAAGUUAUAUUUUAAUUCACUAGCCAUAUCUCUACCUCUUAGUAUCUCCUCCCCAUCUGUCUCUCUCUUUCCCAUCCUCUCUUUCUCUCUGAGCGUUGAAUUGAACAGCUCAAUCCAGAAAUGGAAGUCGAUAAAGCUUUAACAUUGAUCCUAACAUGUUACAGUGUUCAGCCCAGCGUUUGCUUUUGUAGCUUAGCCUUUGCUAUAUUACCACAUUAACCUUCAGUAUCUUUCACAGUAUUACCACAUCUCGCUCGCCCUUAGUAGUAGCUUAUAUGUAUUUACUUUAUCUAGUUAGCGUUGUGCUAACUACCGCAGCAGACUGGCUCUCCAGAAUCGUGCAGCCUCGUGUGAUUUUGAUGCCUCACGGAUAAAUUUGCUGAGACACGGGCUACGAGUUUUCCGUUUCGGUUUGUUUCCAAAAUAGAUCGCUGCCUGCCCUCCGGUGGCACAGUAAAUUUUACGGUAGCUCGAGUUUGGCCUAGUUUGAAAACAGUGCGAAACCAAUCCCUGUGGUUUUCGGGCAUAUUGAUUUGCCAGAGCGGUUCCGAUGGGAUGGAAGUGUUCACGUAUGCGUGUGUGUGUGUUUGUGUGUAUUUGUGUGAAAGUUUCGAUGCUGUGCCAUGCCUGGAGCCAGUGUGACGGUGGGAAGGAUUGCUUACCAUCUGGUGCAGUGUAAAACUGUCAGAGCCGGUCUCUGCUUUUGGAGAGUCUCACACAAAUGACAGGGGGAAUUUCUUGAGCAAAUCCAAAUGCCUUGUGCCAUGCCAGCAUCUCACAUGCCUUUUUUUUUUCUGUAAUUCAUUGCGUAUCCUGUGUGUCACGAGAUGCGGUGGCAUUAAAUAACAUACAUUACUCAAAGCAUGCUCCUUGUGUCCACUGUCAUGCAAAUGGUGCAUGAACUGAGUUUUCUGUACAACUGCAAUGGAAAAAGCCAUAAAUGCAUGCAAAAAUAGACAUUGGUUUUAAAAUCUUGUAAUAAAAUCCAGCAUGAUUAAAUGUAUUACCUUUCAGACCCAUGAUUCAUUUGUUGGGUUUCUUUAUUGUUGUUUUUUUUUUAAGAUUUCUUUGUUGGGUUUUGUGUUGUCUUGAUAAUGUUUUCCAUGCACAUGCAUCGUAAGCCCUUACUGAAAUUUUUGUUAUUUUGGAAUUUUAAAAUGGCAAUUUCCAGGCAUGGAAGAGCCGUGGAAAUGUAUCAUUAAUAUGUCUAAUCUAUAUUAAAUAAAAAUUCAUUAAAAUUUUAAUUUAAUUUAAUUUGUAAUGCAAUGCAUUUUUUAAAUGAAAUAAUUAAUGAAAUUCAAUAUUAAAUUAAAUGUUAAAAUAUUCACAAGCAAAUGGAAAAGUAAUAGAAAUUCAUUGGUCAAAAGGUGUGGGAAGCUUGUCUUUUGAGCUUCAAGAAAAUUGAUCAACUUUUGGCAUUUUCUGGAAAGAAAAGCUGAGAAGAACUUGACUGUGGGUAGAAUCAAGAUCAUCAGCUCUCUACUUUUUAUAUAUGUAUAUAUAGUCUGUAUAAACAUUGGGCCAUCUUACGUACCAUGGCAGUGCACAUGAUUCUGAUUUUAUUAAAUCUAGAAGAGAUUAAGUAGAGAUUCACCGCUUCCCAUGAUGUACAGAAUUUGAUCUGCGCUUAUCACAUCUGUUUUGGCAUUCCUUCCUUAAAACAGAAAGCAGAAUGUAAACGAAUCUCAAGAAUAUUACAGGAGCAGCCUACCUCACGCAGGGACCGGCCGAGGAUGAAACGCUAAACUCUAAUCGUGUUCUGAGGCGAAAGAGUGGUGUGGAGAGCCACAUGUUGUGAUAAGAUGGAGCCAUCUAUAGUUGUUCAGCUAAUUGCGUGAUAAAAGAGACGUGAGUGCUUUGAAGUCUAAAAUGCAGUUGUCAGUUUCUUUGAAGGCUUUAGUAAUUGUCAUGUUCACUGCCCUACAAAUCAAAUCGCCGACACGUGUACCUCUCCGGGUCUGCUUCGUUUCCCUUUACUUGAUCUGGCUCUUACAAAUGAAUGCUGCUUGACUGCAGACAAAGCCCUGAUCCAUCACAUCUGGAGUCCGUAAACCUGAGUUAUCCCAGGAAGAACUUCACCUGUAUGUCUGCAUUAGUGAUUACCUUGAGGCGACUAAAGUCUCGCCAGACUCCAACCAUAUCCAAGACCUAUUUCACAUCACAUUUUAAAAUAAAAUGCACAUAUUGAAUUGGCAGAGCAGAAGCAGCACUACUAGUAGAGAUUUGGCUCUGAACUCCCUAGAAAUGCACUCUUAACCUAUUUAUCAACAAUCUUGUGCAAUAUAGGCUCUUAUCAGUGGCACUUUUUGCCUUUUUGGCUUGAUGCUCGAGUCCAAGCAGUCAUGAAAUGUUGUGCUAACUUGCCCUGGGGCUUUGUGAUAAAACAUGGCUCCACAUUAUCUAUCCGUACUGUGAAUGGAGAUGUUGGUCCUUUCUGCCGGUCAGAGAUCCCCCCUUGAUGUUGGGACUCUUGGUAAAUGACUUCCUUGUUCCUGAGCAAUCUCUUUGACUUCUGUGGAAAGCCAGGUGCCUUGCCUCCGGGCAGAGUUUAAAUGCAGUAAGUCUUCAUCCAAAAUAAACCUGUAUCCUGUAACGCUGGGUUCCUCUGGGCUCCUCACCCAAAUCCUGAUUCAUCAAUGAAGACAAUUGAAGUAGCAGACGAACAAUGUGUGCAUGUCAUAGAUUCCCAGUGGACUGACCAUAUGACUAUUGUGUGUGUGUGUGUGUGUAUCAUGUUUAUGAUUACAUACAUACACCUUUCUUAAUGAUUACAGUACAGCACUUAACAUGGAAGUAAACUGGGCCAGCAAGGGUUUAAAAGCAACAAAUAUUAACAUUGUGUUUUUGUUAAAGCAUGUGCAUGCAUUAUGCAGUAAAAGCAUGUUUAUUGUAUGAGCUGGAAAAAAUGUCAAAAUUGUCCUUUUUGAGAUAUGACUACAUUUGAAGGUGAACGAUGACCUGAUUAUGCAUUAAAUCAUAUGAACAGCAUGUUUGUGAACCCUUUUAAUAUUGUUUAAAAAGCAUCCCAGAAUGGAAUUUUGGUUAAUUCCUAUACUUCCAUUCAUGCUAUUUUGUAGAUUUAAUGACUUAAUAUUAUUAUAAAAUGUGGAACGUGUAAGUUAACGCUUAAUAUUUUCAUGACAUUGAUGACAGAAUAUUGAUAAUAGCUUUACAAAUAAGAUCAAGUGAUUAUAUCACUAGUCUUAUGCUAACACUUUUUAAUUAAUGUGGCUUUCAAGUGUGUAUGUCCAUCAAAAGUGCUUUACUGUUGCUUUUUAUUACAAAAUCAGGUCGUUAUUGCUGAAAUUUGUUGUUGUCGAUAGCACCCAGAACAUUCCUGCCAACCUGAUGGAUUAAUAAGCAGUGUAUAUACUUGGUAAGUGUUAUGAUCAUUUCAAGAUAGUGUGUCUAUUGGGUCAUUGAAAUCCUACAGUAUCUGUUGUCUUUAUAUUUGCAUGCAGUGUGUGAUAAUGGUGUGACAUCUGGGAAACUGUCCUGUGGUUACUGCCUUGGCUAGUGAUAAAUCUUUAUUUAAAUUGUUCUCAUAAACAAGAUCAAAAUCAUGUCAUGUACAAAUAAAUUUAUUGCACAAGCUUAAA
Messenger RNA from Onychostoma macrolepis, 6916 nucleotides. RefSeq names its product insulin-like growth factor binding protein 2b (gene igfbp2b). Gene Ontology annotation, cellular component: extracellular region. The coding region runs from base 143 to 979 and encodes 278 amino acids. Gene Ontology annotation, biological process: regulation of insulin-like growth factor receptor signaling pathway. The record is from RefSeq and is a predicted model, not a curated record. Gene Ontology annotation, molecular function: insulin-like growth factor II binding; insulin-like growth factor I binding. NCBI's taxonomy places the organism in Eukaryota, Metazoa, Chordata, Actinopteri, Cypriniformes, Cyprinidae. The transcript has 5 exons.